Molecule: messenger RNA, 4095 nt
Organism: Otolemur garnettii (small-eared galago)
Lineage: Eukaryota; Metazoa; Chordata; Mammalia; Primates; Galagidae
Gene: ODAD1
Product: coiled-coil domain containing 114
Exons: 17
Coding region: 556-2679 (707 amino acids)
Biological process (GO): cilium movement; outer dynein arm assembly
Cellular component (GO): axoneme
Source: RefSeq, a predicted model, not a curated record
GGUUGGUCGCGCAUGCGUCGUGAGCCGCUGCGAGGCACUGAAACUGUGGCACCUCUCUGGACCCAAAGCCCAGACGUUUCUCUCCAGGCCCUGUCAGCUCUUGCCUCUUUUGGAAACACACAACCCGCGACACUCCUGAGACCCUCAAAGCCCCAAGCUCCCUAUACCGAUCAUCCCGACUUCCCCCAGACCCUCCCGGCCUGCGCGCCUCCCUAUUAGCCCGCCCUUGACACGUUAGAGCCAGCGACCUGUAGCACGCUCAGGUCGCCCCUCUCAGCCCUCCUACGAGGCCUCUGGGUCUUCACAGCCCCGCCCCCUGAGGGUUCCCCGGCCCAUCAGUUCUAAGUCCCUCGGGUCUUCUACCGGCAGCCUCCUCCACCCCUCCUCUCUUGGCUUCUCCUCACGACCUGGGUCCCUCCCUGGCCGCUGUCCUCUGGGCCUUAUUGGGUCCUUAUCUCCCCAGUAACCAGACCACAACAGUGAGCUUGGAGGAGGACCAAGGACAGGUCAGGCACUGCAGCAGCCCCUACAGGAGCCUCACCCUUCUUGGCCAAGAUGCCUUUGGGACUAUCGGCCGGGAGCGUCCGCUCCGAGGGGGGAAGUGAGAUUUUCUUGGAAGGACUGGAUUGGGAGCUGAGCAGACUGCACCGACAGUAUAAGCUGAUGGAGGGAGAAAGGCAAGCCUAUGGCAAGGAAAUCCACCAGCGCAUUAACAAGCAACUUGAGGAGAUAAAGCACUUGGAGGAGGUUCGGGCCAAGCUCCAUGUGCAGAUUGGUAUUGCCCAGAGCCAGAGCAAGAGGCUUCAGGAUAGUGAACGGCUGGAGACCAUGGACUGCCUGAUGAAGUGCCGGAACCGGGUGCAGCGUGAGGUCGAGGAGCUGCGGGAGCAGAUCAGAUCCCUGGACAGACAGAUCCGGGAGUGGGAGAACAGGAUCUUUGCCUACAAUAAGGAAGUAAAGGCCCUGGGUUUUGCCCUGGAUCAGAAGUUCAAGAUACGGCGAAGGAUCAAGAUCCUAGAAGACCAGUUGGACAGGGUCACCUGUCAAUUUGAUAUCCAGCUUGUGCGGAAUGCUGCCCUACGGGAGGAGCUGGAUCUCCUGCGGAUUGAGAGGAACCGCUAUCUGAAUGUGGACCACAAGAUGAAGAAGGAGAUCCGCCACCUGCAGCAGAUGGUCAGUGACCUCAUUGUUUCCUCCACCUCUGCCUACACUGUCAGGGAGGAGGCGAAGGCCAAGAUGGGCCUGCUUCGGGAGCGCACUGAGAAGGAGGUAGCCCAGAAUGAGACGGAGAUACAGGUCUUGCAGCGGCAGAUCGCACACUUGGAGCAGCUACAUCGCUUCCUCAAGCUCAAGAACGAUGAUCGGCAGCCAGAUCCUGCUAUCUUGGAGAAGCGAGAAAAACAUUCCCGGGAGAUGGCUGAAGGCCUCCGGAAGACCUCUCAGGAGAAACUGGUGCUGCGCCUCCAGGAUGCCCUGAACAAGCUGUCCCAGCUGACUGGGGAAAGUGACCCUGACAUGUUGGUGCAGAAGUACUUGGAGAUGGAGGAGCGCAACUUUGCUGAGUUCAACUUCAUCAAUGAGCAGAACUCGGAGCUGGAGCACCUGCAAGAAGAGAUCAAGGAGUUGCAGAAGGCGCUGGUGGCUGCACGCACCAAUGAGAGUAACUGCCAUUCACUGCAGCAGCAGCAACGCAAUGAGUUGCAGAAGCGCAUGGACAAAGUGUGCUUGGAGACUGAGCACCUUCAGGUCCGUGGCCAGGACUUGCGGGCUAAGGUGGAGAAACUCAAGGCUGGCAUCCAGCUUCUCUUCACCAAGGCCCACUGUGACAGCAGCAUCAUUGAUGACCUCCUUGGGGUCAAGGACUACAUGCAGGAUCGGGACAUAGGCCUUUUCCUGGGCCUCAUUGAGAAGCGGCUGGUGGAACUCCUGACGGUGCAGGCCUUCCUAGAUUCCCAGGGCUAUGCCUCCUUGGUUGAUGCUUCCCUCCUGGUUUUGGGCCAGAGCCUUGAGGAUCUUCCAAAGAAGAUGACCCCACUUCUGCUUCCUGACAACCUAGAGGACCCCCCAGGUUUUGAGGCCAAAGAUGACUAUCCUAUGAGCAAGGAGGAGCUGCUGAGCCAAGUGUUAAAGUUGAUGGCACUCUCUGAACAGGCUCCGGAGCUGAAUGAGGUUGUGAAGACCAACAAAGUUUUGAGUGCAGGCAUCUCCAGCACCCGGGGGACCACCUUAAGCACUGGUGCAGUCACCAGGGACCCCAGUGCUGCCCGUGGUUCCAUCUUGAUCCAUAGGACUAACAAAGACCGUGGCACCAGCUCCACUGGCCGUGUCACUUUUGGCAUCCCUAGCUCCAGUACUGGCCAGUUGUCCAGCCGUGUCACUUUUGGUGACCCAAGCUCCAGUGCGGGCCCUGUGACCAGUGCUAGUGGGGCACUGACAUCCAGCCGUGUUUCGAGUGGGGGCCGUGUGACCUUUGGACCCAUCAGCUCUAGUAGCUACCUGGGGUCCACUGGAUACGUGGAUUCCAGUAGAGGUCUAGAAAGUGUUAGAAGUAGUAUAGACAGCAGAGCCACGUCAGAAUCGAGUGGAGUCCGUAGGUCCAGUAGACACCGUGCCUCAAGUGCUGGCCCUAGCUCCAGCACCGGCCCUGGCUCCUCCACCAGCAAAGACUCCCAGCGCUAGUAAUAGGGGUACCCAGCCUCACCAUCCCUCUGGCUCCCUGAAGCAUCUUUUUUGUGUCUCUGUCUCCUAUUUGCUGUGUGACUUUCCUUCUUUGUCUACUAGUUCCAGGUCUUUGUAUCUCUUUAUCCCUCCAUCUGUUUCCAUUUGCCUUUUAUCUCCUCAUCUCUGCCACCUUGACUUGUCUGUUUUUGACCCUCCUUCCCCUUCUGUCUCCCAAUCUCCUGCUCUAUUAGUUUCCUUUUCAGUGCCUCUCUGUCUUGUCCCCAGUUUGCCUCUCCAGCUGUCUCUUUAGCCUUAACAGCUCUGCUUAUCCCACCACCUUCUGCUUCUAGCUCCCUCUCUUCAUCUCUAUCUCUCAGAUUCUCCUUAGAUAUUGUGCCCCUGUCUCCUUAGCUCCUCAUUCCUCACCCUUCCCAAGAGUCCCCUGGUACUGACGAGUGGGGAGAAAAUCGGGGCAAAGAUGUCAGGUUCAGCAUGAGCUGUGACCAUGGGAAAUAAAGGUGAGAGUCCGAUUUCUACCCCAGGCUGUUUACAAGUGUAUGUGUGAGAAAGCAAGCUUGAAACACAGCUCCUUCCCCUCUCUUCCUCCCAGGAGAGAAUUUAUGACCCUAUCCCUAUUCCAUGCCUUUCAUUCUUCCACUUUUUGGAGACCUCCACAUUUCAGCCUCUACAGGGAACUGAGAAAUAUAUCAGUCAGGAUAGACUGGGCUAUGCUGCAGUAACAACAAACAAGUCCAGAAUCUCCAUGGCCUAGAUGCUAUAAAGUUGUCUCUCCAAUGAGGGUCAGCUAAGAGCUCUGUUUCACAUCAUUCUUUGCCCCAGGCUGAAGGAGCAACCUUUAUCUGGAGUGUUGCCAGGUGGAAGAGGAAAAAUGGCAGAGCAUGCAAUGAUUCUUAAAGCUUUUACCUGGAUAUGACAUGUCAUCUCCACUCACAUUCAUUAGCCAGAUGACUAUGCCUAACUACUAAGGCGAGGGGGCAAGUGCAGACUUCUCAUUGUCUGGAAGGAGAGAAAAGAAGGAUUAUUUGUGGAUAGCCGUAAUGCCCACUGCAGGGUCACAGAGAUACAGCAAACCUGAAGCAUCUUUUUUGUGUCUCUGUCUCCUAUUUGCUGUGUGAGUUUCCUUCUUUGUCUACUAGUUCCAGGUCUCUGUAUCUCUUUACCCCUCCAUCUGUUUCCUGCAGUGGGGGUGGGUUUAGGAGUGAGAUUAAAUAUUAUGGAUAACUGUUUCCUGUAGUUGAGUCAUGCCAAGUACUCUGUUAAAAUAUAAUCCAAACAAAUCCAAAUGUAAUUCAUCAUUUACCUCCUAAUUCAGGAAAGUAGUACUAUGAACCUUAUUCCUCUUAAAAUGGGUUGGCAAUACCACAUAUUUAAGAGUAAACUGAAUUGAUAUAUGUAAGCCUUAGAACAGUACCC